Messenger RNA from Diaporthe citri, 516 nucleotides. RefSeq lists its product as uncharacterized. The transcript has 2 exons. The coding region runs from base 1 to 516 and encodes 171 amino acids. The record is from RefSeq and is a predicted model, not a curated record. Lineage: Eukaryota; Fungi; Ascomycota; Sordariomycetes; Diaporthales; Diaporthaceae.
AUGUCUCUCACCGCGCUGGCUGCCUACAGUUCGUGCUUUGAUGCCACAGACGAUCGAGAUCGACUCUGUGGUGUCAGGGCAAUUGCCACCGAUACCUGUCUUCUGAGCGUCGAUUACUCUCUCAGCGUCGAUUACUCUCUCAGCGUCGAAGAGGUCUACCUGCGUUUUUUGCAAUCUUUCAUCGAGCAUUACAGGUCUCUGGAUGUCAUCUGCUUCGCUUCCAUCUACCGUGCGAUACCUGGUUCUUCCCUCCCAUCUUGGGUCCCCGACUGGCGGAGGAAGGUGGACCCUCUGGUCGUUCCACUGAUGGUCAGUCAAAGUUCAAAGACUCAUAUUGGGAAUUUCCGGCCACCGUUCUCGGAUCGUUUCGAGGCAAGCGACGCUUCUCGUUUCUACGCCGCGUCCGGAGGUAUCGCGGCCGUGUAUCGCUUUGAAGGCACGAAACUCAUCACCCGCGGAACUAUCUUGGGAACGAUUGAUGGGAUGGCCGGAUCCACGAACACCAAUCUGGCAUAG